AUGAGCGCGGCGGGGAGGCGGCGGGGCCGGCGGGAGCGAGCCCUGCUGUGGUGCGUCCUGGUGGCGGCGUGGGAGGCGGCGUGGGGGCAGCUGCGCUACGCGGUCCCCGAGGAGCUGCCGAAGGGCUCGUUCGUGGGCGACGUGGCCAAGGACCUGGGGCUGCAGCUACCCGCGCUCCGCGACCGCGGCGUCCGCAUCUUGGACAAAGGCAGGACGCAGUAUUUCGCCCUGCACGGGAAGACGGGACAUUUGGUGACGGCGGAGAGGAUAGACAGAGAGCAGCUGUGCGAGAGCAUGCAGCGAUGUGUGCUGCGCUGUGAGGUGAUAGUGGAGGGGGAAAUGGAGGUUUACGGAAUCGAAGUGGAGAUCACGGACAUUAACGACAACGCGCCCAGCUUCAAGGAGAUUGAGCUGGAGGAGAGGAUAAGCGAGCUGACAGCCCCGGGAUCGCGGUUUCCCCUGGCGGAGGCUCACGACCCGGACGUGGGGUCGAAUUCCCUGCAGAGGUACGAGCUGAGCGGCGACGAGCACUUCGCGCUGGCCGUGCAGGCGGGCCCCGGCGGGGAGGAGCGUCCCGAGCUGGUGCUGGCGAAGGCGCUGGACCGGGAGGAGGCGGCGUUUCACGAGGUGGUGCUGCGAGCGAGCGACGGCGGAGAGCCGGCGCGGACGGGCACGGCGCGGAUCCGCGUGGCGGUGCUGGACGCGAACGACAACGCGCCCGUGUUCGGCCAGGCGGAGUACACGGUGCGUGUGGCGGAGGACGUGCCCGUGGGCUCCGUCCUCGUCACCCUCACGGCCACCGACGCCGACGACGGGAUGAACGGAUACAUGACGUAUUCAUCUCAGUCCAUUUCUGUGAAAGCCUCGCAGAUGUUCGAGCUGGACUCUGAGACGGGAGCGAUCACGCUGGUGCGCAGCCUGGACUUCGAGGAAG
Messenger RNA from Nipponia nippon (crested ibis), 934 nucleotides. The record is from RefSeq and is a predicted model, not a curated record. Lineage: Eukaryota; Metazoa; Chordata; Aves; Pelecaniformes; Threskiornithidae.